Messenger RNA from Mytilinidion resinicola, 1747 nucleotides. RefSeq lists its product as uncharacterized. The transcript is spliced from 2 exons. The coding region runs from base 304 to 1542 and encodes 412 amino acids. The record is from RefSeq and is a predicted model, not a curated record. NCBI's taxonomy places the organism in Eukaryota, Fungi, Ascomycota, Dothideomycetes, Mytilinidiales, Mytilinidiaceae.
GUCGUCACACUAUUUCGAACACAUUGCAGCCCUAGUUCGCUUCCCUUAUGCGAAACCAAGUGCUUGUUAUUUAUGCAUUGUCUUUGAUGGCAACUGGAAUGUCUUCCCGAUCCAAGGUUUAAUGUCAAUUGCCACACUGUCUGUGGCGCUGCUCACCAGCCACACUUUAUCUGAAACAGCCCCCAGAACUAGCCAAGCAGACCAUCUCAGGCUGCACUUCACGUUCCUGAUGUCUCUCAACACCUCGUGAACUGUGGCCCGUCGUCAAACGCAUACCGGCAGAUGACCACCAGUGCCUAACAUAUGCGAGCCGUGUUCUCAAGCAUCCCAGGAAGACCAUUAACAAUGGACGGCAUGCCAUCACCUCAUCCCCACAAAACCUGCACUUUUUGUAACGAUCCUAUAUACGGCACUCUCGACGGGCUAAAUCAUUUCCUCGCCCAUCGUGCAGCAUGUCGCUUUCCACCUUAUGGCCGGGCCUCCAGGGUAUUUUGUAGACUUGACUCGCUGUUGCACUCCGAGUCCGAGCAGAGGUUACGAGCAACACAGCGUACACAGUACUGCUUUGAGAGGACUACCACUUUCUGGAAUGGUGUAGGCCCAGAAGUCAGGUUUCCUUUUGGUCUACUAAAGCACCGCCCACGUGCUCUCACCCGGCCACCAUCGCCGAGCAGACCAUCCAACACCAAGCAAAGCAACAACCCGCAAGUUCAGUCGCCGCUCUUUUCGAGACUGCCUCUGGAGAUACGGAAAAUGAUCUAUGAAGAAGCAAUUGGAAAGUCAGUUAUUCAUCUUGAGAUCAGAGAUCACAGAUAUGUGGUCGGUCAUGCACUGUGUCCUGAACCUAAGUCUGGCAAGUGUGGCUGCCGGUACUGCAGGUACUUGACAUGCAGACGGAUAAGAAAAACGGCGAAUCCGUUGCCGUAUCUGUUCAGUCAUACACUGUGUCCUGAACCUGAGCAAGGCAAAUGUGGCUGCCGGUACUUGAAGCGCAGAGGGGCGAGAAAAACGAUGAAUCCGUUGCCGCUACUGCUAUCGUGUAGAAUGAUCUACUCGGAAGCUAUAGAUCUUCUCUACUCGUCCAACUCGUUCGCUUUUCGCCAUGACGCAGGAGGACCGCUCGUCAUCCUCCCAGACCUUCUGCUUCCCCAACGCUUUCACGCUAUUCGCUCUCUUUCCCUCUUCUGGGUGCCCGACUUUUGGGUCAGUCUCGACCCACCUUCACGCUUAACAGAAGAGUGGGAAUUCGCCUGGAAGGUCAUUGCGUCCAUGAAAGGCCUGCAAACCGUAUACGUUGACCUGGCACAGGACGGAUUGAUGCGGCCUGAUCUUGAAAGGUUGCAGGAAUUCAAAGCUCAGAUCAUCGAGCCAGUUAAGGCUAUCACCACGCCGUUGAAAGCAUUUCGGAUGGUCUGGCCGCACGAAGGCUUUCCGAAGACGGUGGAAGUGGGAGGAAAGGUGUGGGAGAUUGAGACGCUCGACAAGGCAACGAUGUGGGUGGAUGCUACUUUAGGGCGGAUAAAGAAAUUGGGUUAUACCUAGGUAUAGAUUAAUUAGCCCUCGGAAAACGUCCGGAGGAGAGGGAGUCUACAUAGCUAUACUCCUUCCUUCGGUAGGCUAAUGCGUACGAACCUAGGUAGCGUCAAUACUAUCAAUAGAACUUCUACUGGUUUCAACAGUGGCGUCAUCGAGGUUCUAGAUGGUAAGGCGAUUCCAGCUAAAUCUCUCUCCUCUCUCCGAGCUAUCU